Molecule: messenger RNA, 892 nt
Organism: Limulus polyphemus (Atlantic horseshoe crab)
Lineage: Eukaryota; Metazoa; Arthropoda; Merostomata; Xiphosura; Limulidae
Product: amiloride-sensitive sodium channel subunit alpha-like
Exons: 8
Biological process (GO): sodium ion transmembrane transport
Cellular component (GO): membrane
Molecular function (GO): ligand-gated sodium channel activity
Source: RefSeq, a predicted model, not a curated record
AAUGUUGGGCUAUAGUAAACCUAGAACCAGAUGAGGCGUUAUCAGACAACGUACAAGCCAAACUGGUCAUUCACCACAAGAACUACAUUCCUGAGUUUACUACUACUGAUGGAGUAUUACUGGAACCUGGAAAGGACUAUGAUAUAAAACUCCAACAGUCUACUACUGAGACGUUAUCUGCACCUUAUGGACAAAAAUGCCACCACGAUAGUCAACUAGGAAUGGAUGAACAGGUUUGUGUUGGAGCGUGCAUCCACAGAAAACUUAUUGACAAGUGUAACUGCUUCUUAAUCGAUCCAAGUUCUGAAGGAGUUCCUGUGAACAGGUCUUCUGCACGUCCUUGUGGACUUGGAAGAAAUAUACCACACGUCCAACUCCAUAACUGUAUGAAAAGUCUUGGUGUUCAUGAGUUGAGAAACGCGUGUCAAGAAAAAUGUGUCCCCCCGUGCAGGAUGAUAUCCUAUCACACGACCAUGUUAAGCGCUGAUUGGCCUAUGAAUAACCGUUCGGGAAAGUCACGUUUCAAAAGUGAAUCGAUCUUCGAAAGAUGGACCGAAACUGCUCGGAGGAAAAUUGGACUUUCAACUUUGGAAGAAGAAAGGAGAAAUUUAGCAAGAAUUAAUAUCCAUUUCAGCACCAAAAUCCACGUGACUUACACACAGUAUCCCAAGUUUGAAGAAAUCGAAUUAUUCAGUUAUGUUGGAGGUUAUCUGGGAAUGUGGCUGGGAGCAUCCCUUUUUACUUGCCUGGAUUUUAUUGACAAUUUCCUUCAGAAGGUCAAGAAGAAGAAGGCUGUUCUAGCUCAAGAUAAUCCAGAAGGGCACAAGUCCUCAAAAGUAUCUAGAAUUGCAUUAAGUUCAGUUGAGAAUUAAAAAUUAUUUUUUUUUUUGGG